UGCAAGUCGUCAACAUGUACAAAACGUACGGCACUCCGUGGGAUGAUGAGAGCGACGACAAGACUUCUCUUAACUCCUCUUUUUGGUCUGAUGGAGAGCGUCAAGAGGAGGAGGUGGAGGAGGAGGAGGUGGAGGAGAUUGAGCGAGUGAUCGGCAAGAAAGAGUCCACACCUGUUGGUAAAACCGAGGACUCUUACCAGGAGGCUUCAGAGAAGAUAAUCGGCGAAGAGAAGUCCAAACCUGUUAGUGAUGCAGAAGACUCUUACCAAGAGGCUAUAGAGGAAGAAGAGUCCCAACCUGCUGGUUAUUCAGAGGACUCUUACCAGGAGGCUUCAGAGGAGGAAGAGUCCAAACCUGUUGACGAUGCAGAAGACUCUGACCAAGAGGCUUCAGGGAAGGUGGAGAUUAAGCGAGUGAUUGGCAAGGACGAGUCUAAACCUCUUGGCGAUGCAGAAGACUCUUACCAGGAGACUUCAGAGGAGGAAGAGGAGGAGAUUGGGCGAGUGAUCAGCGAGGAAGAGUCCUAUCCUGUUGGGGAUGCAGAAGACUCUUACUCGGAGGCUUCAGACGAUGAGAUUGAGCAAGUGAUCAGUGAGGAAGAGUCCAAACUUGCUGGCGAUUCAGAAGACUCUUACCAGGAGACUUCAGAGGAGGAAGAGGAGGAGAUUGGGCGAGUGAUCAGCGAGGAAGAGUCCAAUCCUGUUGGGGAUGCAGAAGACUCUUACUCGGAGGCUUCAGACGAGGAAGAGUCCAAACCUGUUGACGAUGCAGAGGACUUUUGCCAGGAGGCUUCAGAGAAGGUGGAGAUUAAGCGAGUGAUUGGCAAGGAUGAGUCUAACCCUCUUGGCAAUGCGGAAGACUCUUACCAGGAGACUUCAGAGGAGGAAGAGGAGGAGAUUGGGCGAGUGAUCAGCGAGGAAGAGUCCAAACUUGCUGGCGAUUCAGAAGACUCUUACCAGGAAACUUCAGAGGAGGAAGAGGAGGAGAUUGAGCGAGUGAUCAGCGAGGAAAAGUCUAAUCCUGUUGGCGAUGCAGACGACUCCUACUCGGAGGCUUCAGAGGAGGAAGAGUCCAAACCUGUUGGUGAUUUAGAGGACUUUUACCAGGAGGGUUCAGAGGAGGAAGAGUCCAAACCUGUAGGUGAUUUAGAGGACUUUUACCAGGAGGGUUCAGAGGAGGAAGAGUCCAAACCUGUUGGUGAUUUAGAGGACUUUUACCAGGAGGGUUCAGAGGAGGAAGAGUCCAAACCUGUUGGCGAUGCAGAAGACCCUCAUAAGGAGGCUUCAGAGGAGGAAAAGCCUAAACUGCACAACCAGGUCAACGUCAGCAGGGAUACUUUGGAAGGUGGAAGCCACCGUGAUGAUGAAGAAAGCUGUAGCAGCAGUUCCGAUAGUCCAGCUCAGAGUCUGAUGACGUCUGGCUACGGCACGUACAGACCAGAGGAGCAGGAGGGAGGAGACUACAGAGACGACCACACCAUAACCGAGUUUGAUCAAGACAGUCGGGGAGAUCUGUCUGAGGUAAGAGACGACGAAGACGACGACCGUUCGCUGCGCAGCUUUGCCGGGUUUGACGUGGAAGCCACGGUGCCAGGCUACAUCGAGACGUGUCCACCGGGCGUGUUAGCGGACGCCGAGCCUGAAGCUAACGUGGCGCGUUGUGCAAACGAUGAUUUGCACAAAGUGGUGGACAUCGCAGACGUGAAACCAGGAGAAGAUAACGACCAGACCGAUGGGAAAUCUGGAGAUGUACGUGCGGCGUCCAACAAUGAAGUAACCAAUGCAACAUCAGAGGAACGCCAAUAUUACAGCGACGUAGUUGAAGACCAUUCAGAUGGGAAUCAUUUGGAAGGUGGGUGUGAUGACGAAGGGGGAGAACAAUAUGAAAGGCUAGAGGAAGAGGUGCAGGACCCUAAAGAAGAGAAAGCCGGUGAGGACAAAGUGGAGUCGGAGGAUCCAGACGAGUCUUCAAGCAGCGAGGACAUCAAGUUUAUCGACUCCAAAGUGGAUUUCAGACGAAUGACGUUGGACAAGAUGUGUGAGUGGGAAGGAAACCUCAGACAGAAGGAGGAUGCAGCGAGCUGUCUGGAGGAGCGACUCGCCGAUCUUCGGUUGUCCUCGUCGCCUCAGCGCGACUUUGAGACUGAGCACGACGACGUCACCAGUCCGAGUGAGACCCGGGCCUCGGAGACAGAGGGACUCUCUUUCAGCGCCUUUGAAUCCUACAUAAGAGGCAUGACUCGAAGUCAAAGUGAUGGCGACCUCAGGCCCAAACCCAAAUCCUUCAUCCGACCAGUAAUGAGUCAGCAAACCAUAAAGAAGACAGACCCGGUGGCCAAGUAUUUCCAGUAUAAGCAGCUCUGGGAAAUGUUUAAACUUCCAGGAGAAAAGGACAGGAGAGAUCUCCGCUGGGAGAUAAGGGAACGACUUGCAUACCAGCCUCCACCACCUAAACCUCGGAGGGUCUAUGUGCCGAACACCUACAUCGUGCCAACCGAGAAGAAGCGCUCGGCCCUCCGUUGGGAGAUCAGGAACGAUUUGGCUAACGGUCUACCUCCACACAAAUUCAGUCAUCGAUUUUAGGCCUUUUACUCUCCAUGUGCCUUUU
Perca fluviatilis (European perch) is the source of this 2607-nucleotide messenger RNA. RefSeq names its product histone acetyltransferase KAT6B. Lineage: Eukaryota; Metazoa; Chordata; Actinopteri; Perciformes; Percidae. The transcript is spliced from 7 exons. The coding region runs from base 15 to 2582 and encodes 855 amino acids. The record is from RefSeq and is a predicted model, not a curated record. Gene Ontology annotation, cellular component: non-motile cilium; centriole. Gene Ontology annotation, biological process: cilium assembly.